GUUUUUAUUUUGCUGUCAUCAUGGCAAGCUUAGCAGAUGUCGGCUGGAAGCUUCUGGAGUUCAAAGCCAGAUCUAAGCGAUCAGUUUAACUAAUAGAGGACUGGCGUAGAGUUCACCUAAUGAAAAAUGGCCAACACUGCCAAAGAGGUUCAGAAUGUCCAUCGCAAACUCCGGAAAUUUGGCUCCAUCUAUGAACCUCUUAAGCUAUCCAUACUGCACCGGGAUGAUGAGCCCCUUUGGGAGAAACUUGACCGCUUCUAUGGUGCAGUGAAGAGCACCAUUCUGAAUUAUCAGAGCCCUACCACUGGUCUGUUUCCUGUGAAGACCUGUUCCACCUGUAAGGAUGCUAAAGUCAGAGAUUCCCUCUACUGCGCUGCCAGUGUCUGGGCACUGGCGUUGGCAUACAGGCGAAUCGACGAUGACAUGGGCCGCACUCAUGAACUGGAGCACUCUGCCAUCAAGUGCAUGCGGGGGAUUAUGUAUUGCUACAUGCGGCAGUCUGAUAAGGUGGAGAAAUUUAAGCAGGACCCGAGUCCGUCCACCUGCCUGCACUCAAUAUUUAACGUGCACACUGGAGAUGAGGUUUACCAGUAUGAAGAGUAUAGCCAUCUACAGAUUGAUGCUGUGUCUCUGUUUCUAUUGUACCUGGUCGAAAUGAUUUGUUCUGGCCUUCAAAUAAUCUACAAUACAGAUGAGGUAUCGUUCAUCCAGAAUCUGGUGUUUUGUGUGGAGAGGGCGUAUCGUGUGCCAGACUUUGGCAUGUGGGAACGAGGAAACAAAUAUAACAAUGGAAGCACAGAGCUGCACUCCAGCUCAUUGGGACUAGCCAAAGCAGCUCUGGAAGCCAUCAAUGGAUUCAACCUGUUUGGAAAUCAGGGAUGCUCCUGGUCAGUAAUUUUUGUGGAUCUGGAUGCUCAUAACAGGAACAGACAGACUCUGUGCUCUCUCUUGCCAAGGGAGUCUCGUUCCCAUAACACUGAUUCAGCCCUCCUGCCCUGCAUCAGCUACCCAGCGUUCGCCGUGGACGACGAUGCUCUAUAUUCCCAGACUCUGGACAAGAUAGUCCGCAAACUGAAGGGCAAGUAUGGCUUCAAACGCUUCUUACGGGACGGCUACAGAACGACCAAUGAAGACAAGAACCGCAGGCACUACAAACCUGCUGAGAUGAAGCUCUUUGAUGGGAUAGAGUGCGAGUUUCCCAUUUUUUUCAUCUAUAUGAUGAUUGACGGUGUGUUUAGAGGAAAUCCUGCUCAAGUCAAAGAGUACGAGGAACUGCUACAGGCUGUCAUCUUCCAGUCUUUUGAGGGGCAUGUUGUUAUUCCCAAGUAUUACUACGUGCCAGCAGACUUUGUAGAGGCUGAACAGAAGAAACAUGGCAGCCAGAAGCGCUUCCCCAGCAACUCGGGGCGUGAUGGGAUGCUUUUCCUCUGGGGACAGGCCCUCUAUAACAUCGCUAAGCUAUUGGUUGGUGGUUUGAUCAGCCCAAAAGACAUCGACCCCAUCCAUCGUUACGUGCCACGAGAGGAUCAGAGGAACGUCAGCAUGCGAUACUCCAAUCAGGGUCCCAUUGUGAACGAUGUGGUCAUUCAUGUGGCCCUGAUAGCAGAAAGUCAAAGAUUGCAGGUCUUCCUCAACACCUAUGGCAUUCAAACUCAGACCCCACAGCAGGUGGAGCCCAUUCAGAUCUGGCCUCAGAAAGAGCUGGUGAAGGCAUACCGCUUCCUUGCCAUUAAUAAGAAGCUUGGUUUGAGUGGGAGACCGGAGAGGCCCGUUGGCUGCAUUGGCACUUGCAAGAUUUAUCGAAUACUUGGAAAGACUGUGGUCUGCUAUCCAAUUGUCUUCGAUCUCAGUGACUUCUACUUGUCCCAGGAUGUCAUGCUUUUGAUAGAUGAUAUUAAGAAUGCCUUGCAGUUUAUUAAGCAGUACUGGAAGAUGUCAGGCCGGCCUCUCUUCCUGGUCCUUAUCAGAGAGGACAACAUUAAGGGCAGCCGCUUCAACCCCAUCCUGGACAUGCUGGCAUCUUUUAAGAAGGGAAACAUUGGAGGAGUCAAAGUUCAUGUGGACAGACUUCAGACCCUGAUAUCAGGCGCUGUGGUGGAGCAACUGGAUUUCCUUCGUGUCAAUGAAGCUGAGAUCCCAGAGUUUAAGAGCUUCGAGGAGCUGGAGUUGCCCAAGCAUUCGAAGGUGAAGCGUCAAACCAGCACACCGAACGUCUCUGACCUGGAGCAGCAGCCUGAGAUCAACGUCGAGGAAUGGUUCCAGAAGUCCACAUCUGAGAUUCUGCAGAAAUUCAAUGACUGUGACUGUUUGGCCAGUCAAGCCCAGCUGGCCAGUAUUCUGCUCAAAAAAGAAGGCCCAGACUUCUUUGAUAAAAAUGAGAAUCUCAAGGAUGACUUGGAGAGAAUCUACAGAAGAGCUGGGAGCAGGAAGCUUUGGUCCGUUGUGCGCCUUGCUGCCAGUCUCUUAACUAAGCUAGUGGACAGCCUUGCCCCGAGCAUUACUAGUGUUUUAGUGCAUGGCAAGCAGGUGACUCUGGGACUGUUUGGCCACGAGGAGAUUGUGAUCUCUAACCCGCUGUCUCCGGGGGUCAUAAAGGACAUCAUAUACAGCAAGUGCAGCCCACACGGCGAGCGAGAGGCCGUGCUGCAGCAAGAGCUGGUCAUCCACAUUGGCUGGAUCAUCUCCAACACCCCAGAGCUGUUCAGUGGCAUGCUGAAGAUCCGUGUGGGGUGGAUUGUUCAAGCAAUGAAACAUGAGUUGAAGAUUCGUGCUGGGGACAUGCCACCUCAGGACAUCUACCAGAUGUCCCCUAGUGAUGUCAAACAGCUCCUGCUGGAUGUCCUCCAGCCUCAACAGAAUGGCAGAUCGUGGUUUCAUAGACGUCAGAUAGAUGGCUCCCUCAACCGCACCCCUCUCGGCUUCUAUGACCGUGUUUGGCAAAUCCUAGAGAGAACACGUAAUGGCAUCAUGGUUGGAGGAAAAAAUCUCCCUCAGCAACCUACUCUGUCAGAUAUGACCAUGUAUGAAAUGAAUUUUUCUCUGUUGGUGGAGGACACAUUAAAGAACAUCGUUUUGGCUGAGUACAGGCAGAUAAUAGUGGAGCUGUUGAUGGUGGUGUCAAUUUUGCUGGAAAGAAACCCAGAGCUGGAGUUUCAGGAGCCGGUGGAUUUAGACCAGUUGGUUAAGGAUGCCUUUGCUGACUUUCAGAAAGACCGCAGCAGACUGGAGGGCUCUGAGAAAAAGGAUAGCAUGGAGGCCUUCUACAACACACCAGCCCUGGGGAAACAAGGCACGUCCAGUUACCUGACCAAGGCAGUAAUGAUCCAGCUGCUACAGGGAGAGGUGAAGCCCAGUAAAGAUGACCCGUGUUCUGUCAGCUAAAGCACUUAGACUGCCAUACACACACAGUCUCGCUAACAUGGGAUUGUUUUUUGUUUUUGUCUGGUAUAUAUGAUAAAUUCUAAUAAAUAAUUUAAGAACCUUGAAAGUUAUGCCCACAUUAAAAAAAAUGUUUGCCUCCUUAUUGUAUAGGAACCAUCUUGAAAAGAUUUAUUUUCAUCAGGUCCUUUAUCAAUACCAGCACACAACUUGGCCUUGUCAAGAGAACCACAUGCCUUUUUGCAAACUAUUAAGUUAGGAUCAAAAUAUCUUCACAUUAAAUUAACUGCAUGUAACUGCAUUAUUUCAGGAUGUGGUUUCUAUAGUGACGUAGAUGUUGUGGGUUGUGAACUUAAAAGUGAAGAUAGAAGCUGUUUUGCAACUGUUUUUGUUAAAUAAUGUAGUAUAUUCUGAAAAAAAAAUGUAUACAUAUAUAGUAUACAAAUGUAUUUGAACUUAAUGUAGUUUGUUUUUCAUUUUGAACAUGUUGUCAGUUAACUUCAGUGUAUGACAGCUACUUGACGUAUGAUGGCACUUGCUUUUAUGUAUGUUUGAAUAGUAAUAUUAAAAUUGUUCGAGUGUGCCAGUUUCCUCAUAAUAAGAACAGUAUUUUUAGUCCUUUACUACUGAAGAAAAAUAUAUAUUAAAAAACAAACUCCCCAUGUUUUAACUUAAUUGAAAUUUUUGGUCCUUUUUUCUCGGUCAACUGCAUUGUCAAAUAUUUAGUUAACGUUAACAUAAAAGAUGCUUGUGUCACAGUUAUUAGGGUUCAUCGCAGAAGAAAAGCCCAGCAGAAAUCUUUUUUUAUCCGAAUGAGUGGGUGUGUGGACCAAGAUCCUUGUUUAUCAUGCUGACCGCUGCCAUCAGCCUCCGCUUAGUGCAUGUCAGAGUAAUCGGAGGUCUCGACAGUUCUCCUGAGAAAUGAGUCCCAAACUUGCAAUAUAUUGAACACAGAGACCAUACAGAGAGACUGAAGAAUCUGUAUCUGCCCCUGAGGCCAAACACAAGCUUUAAAUGGAUGGAAACAAGAUUCCAUACUGGUGAUUGGUGCUGAACAAAGCUACAUUAAAAUCUAUCAUACAGCUGCAGGUGGCUUGUUUUUGUGGAUUUGGUCUGUCCAUUAAAAAAAAAUGUUGACAUUUU
Messenger RNA from Pimephales promelas (fathead minnow), 4521 nucleotides. It is a transcript of the gene phkb, whose product is annotated as phosphorylase kinase, beta. Gene Ontology annotation, cellular component: phosphorylase kinase complex. The record is from RefSeq and is a predicted model, not a curated record. Gene Ontology annotation, molecular function: calmodulin binding. Gene Ontology annotation, biological process: glycogen metabolic process. Lineage: Eukaryota; Metazoa; Chordata; Actinopteri; Cypriniformes; Leuciscidae.